AUGCCGCUCCGUCUCGACAUCAAGCGCAAACUCUCGUCCCGCUCUGAGCGGGUCAAGAGCGUGGACCUGCACCCGACCGAGCCCUGGGUGCUCUCGGCGCUCUACUCGGGCACGUUGAUGAUCUGGAACUACGCGACGCAGUCCCUCGUCAAGACGCUCGAGGUCUCGUCGCUGCCCGUGCGCAAUGCCAAGUUCGUCGCUCGGAAGCAGUGGGUCGUUGCCAGUUCUGACGACAUGCAAGUGCGCGUCUUUAACUACAAUACUAUGGAGAAGGUCACGACGUUCGAGGCCCAUAGUGACUACAUUCGCCACAUUGAAGUGCACCCGACGCUGUCGUGCUUCCUCACGUGUGCAGACGACAUGACGAUCAAGUUGUGGGACUGGGACAAACACUUUGCCUGCACGCAGGUGUUUGAAGGCCAUGGCCACUACGUUAUGAUGGUCAAGUUCAAUCCAAAAGACGCGCACUCGUUCGCGAGUGCGUGCCUCGAUCGGACUGUGCGGGUCUGGGGCUUGGGCUCGAGUCACGCACACUUUUCACUGGACGGACACGAGCGAGGGGUCAAUUGUGUCGCGUAUUAUCCAGGCGGAGAUAAACCGUAUCUGCUCUCAGGUAGCGAUGAUCGGACGGUGAAAGUGUGGGACUACCAGACGAAAGCUAUUGUCCACACGCUGGAUGGACACGGCAAUAACUUGACAUCGGUGUUGUACCACCCAAGGCUCCCACUCAUCAUUUCGGCUUGUGAAGAUGGUGCCGUGAGGAUGUGGCAUUCGACGACGUACCGUGCUGAGACGACACUCAAUUACGGCAUGGAACGCAGUUGGUCGCUUGCAGCACUACCAUCGGCCAACACGCUGGCGAUCGGCUACGAUGAAGGUACGAUCGUGUUGAGAUUAGGACACGACACGCCCGUCGUGAGUAUGGACGCUGGUGGCAGCGGAAAACUUAUCUGGACAAGUAACAAUGACGUCCACACCGCUAGCUUGAAGGGCGUGGUGGCUGAAAUGGGUCUUCAGGACGGUGAAAAGCUACCGCUCGUCUCAAAAGACUUGGGGAGCUGCGAAGUAUACCCGCAGAAGGUACAACACAACAGCAAUGGCCGUUAUGUGGUUGUCUGCGGCGACGGCGAGUACAUUAUUUACACAGCACAGCAGUUGCGUAACAAGGCUUUUGGUGCCGCACUGGACUUCAGCUGGUCGCCAACUGGCACAGGUGAUUACGUGGUACGUGAGAGCGUUUCAAAGCUCACGCUGUUUCGUAAUUUCAAGGAGGUGAAAAGUGAGAAGCCUCGUGUGCUUUCUGCUGAAGGGUUGUUCGGAGGUACAGGUGCCAUCGGCGUUAAAGGCAAUGACGCCAUUGCUAUGUUUGAUUGGGAAGAGCUGCGACUGAUUCGUAAGAUUGACGUGGUGGUCAAAAAUGUGUUUUGGUCUGAAAACGGCAGUCUCGUUGUGCUUGCGUCCGAGUCGAGUUUUUUCGUGUUACGAUACAACAAAGAAGUGGUGGCACAGUCUUUUGCUGCUGGCACAAAUUCACCCGAAGAAGGCGUUGACGGCGCCUUCGAUCUGCUGCACGAAAUCUCUGAGAAGGUGGGCACCGGCACGUGGGUCGGAGAUUGCUUCUUGUACACCAACGCCGGUGGCAGACUCAACUACUACGUCGGUGGUGAGGUCAUGACGCUCGCUCACCUGGAGCAGAAGAUGUAUAUUCUCGGGUACCUUCCGCGCGAAAGCUUGGUGUUUCUUAUGGACAAAAUGAAGAACGUAGUGAGCUACACUGUUUCGUUGGUCAUGCUGGAGUACCAGACUGCUGUGGUGCGUCGAGACUUUGAAAGUGCAAAUGCCAUAUUGCCUAAUAUUCCGGCAGAUCAAAUGGACUAUGUGGCUCGAUUUUUGGAGUCACAGGGGUUUAAAGAAGAGGCUUUGGCUUUAAGUACUGAUCCAGACCAAAAGUUCGACCUCGCCGUGCAGCUUGCAAAGCUGGACGUGGCACGUGAUAUCAUGCUGCAGGAAAUUGACAAGGGAGAGGAUGGCAAGGAUGUGGAUAUCGAGACUCAGCACAAGUGGAAACAGCUGGGGGAUCUUGCACUUAACGAUUGCCAACUAACUCUGGCUGAGGAUUGUGCCCUUCGCGCUGACGACUUUAGCUUACUGCUGAUUUUGUAUACAAGUCGUGGAGACAAGGAUGGUCUUGUUCGUCUUGCUGGACUUGCUCGCGAAAAGCGCCGUUAUAACAUAGCAUUCAUAUGCUGGUUACUGCUGGGCAGAACUACAGACUGUGUUGAAGUGCUGAAGGAAACCAAGCGGUUCCCAGAAGCCGCCUUUUUCGCUCGCAGCUAUUGCCCGUCUAAGAUGCAGCUGGUAAUGGACAAGUGGCGAGAAGAUCUGGCUGCUGUCAGCUCCCGUGCUGCCAAGGCACUGGCCGACCCUGCACACAAUCCUGCUUUGUUUGAGAACCUGCAGCUCUCCAUGCAGGCUGAGGAGAUGCUUCUUGCUCACAAUGGAUGCGAUGAGACUAUGGCUCCGGCGUCAGCAUACGCUGCAAAAAAGGAGAUGCUCGAGAGCGAGAACAUUCUUGAAUUAAUCUUGAGUGGAGGCGCUGCAGCGACUUUUGCUGUCGGUGCUUGCGAAGCGUAUACCAAAGAUGGUAUGUUCAAUGCAGAAGCAGAAGCUCAGGCGGAAGCCCUUGCUCAAGCUGAAGCGCGAGCUCUAGCUCAAUCUUUUGCACAAGCAGAGGCGAUGGCGGCAGCUGACGUUGACGCGCGGGCGCAUGCAGCAGCGGAAUUAGCAGCAGCUGCGGAAUCAGCUCAGGCGCAAGCUGAGGCUCAGGCGGUGUUGGAAGCCGAGGCUCAAGCUCGUGCGGAAGAAGAAGAGCGGCAGCUUUUUGAGGCUCAAGCCCGUGCGAAAGAAGAGCGGCAGCUUCUUGAGGCUCGAGCUCGUGCGGAGGAAGAAAGGCAGCUUUUUGAGGCUCAAGCUCGUGCAGAAGAAGAAGAGCUGCAGCGUGUCGAGGCUCUAGCCCGUGCAGAGGAAGAGUGGCAGCGCGUCGAGGCUGAAAGACGCGCUCGAGCUAUGCAGGAGGAAGCAGCCGCUGCCGCUGCUUUUACCGCACAUGCGCAAGCCGAAGCAGAGAUUGAUCCACAAUGGCAACAGCAACAGCAUGACAGCGUGACACCGAGCGGCUUCGGCGGUGUUGAUGGCAGUUUGGACCUCGUCUCAGGCUCCACUCGGUCGGUAUACAGCAGUCAGAAUGCGUUUUCAUCCUCCCAGAAUUCCGGUCCAGACGUGACUGCUUCUACGCCAACAACGUCGAUGGCUGCUGGCAUCACCGGAGAGCUAUUGGACUUCGAACUGGACAACGCUGACAUCCAGUUCGAAGACGACGACGACGCUGACUGGGGUGAAAUGUAG
This is a messenger RNA of Peronospora matthiolae, 3405 nucleotides long. The record is from the annotation of a GenBank genome assembly. NCBI's taxonomy places the organism in Eukaryota, Oomycota, Peronosporomycetes, Peronosporales, Peronosporaceae.